Molecule: messenger RNA, 2136 nt
Organism: Sclerotinia trifoliorum
Lineage: Eukaryota; Fungi; Ascomycota; Leotiomycetes; Helotiales; Sclerotiniaceae
Source: the annotation of a GenBank genome assembly
UGCCAAUAUUAAACCAAACCACAAUUCUGCAUCAACAGUUUCACACGAGAAACAAAUGGAGAAGUCACAAAUUCAAAUUUAAACAUUAUCUAGCCCCAUUUAUUGAAACUCAAUUUAGCGCCAAUUCAUACUGGUAAUCCUCAAGAUGCAGGCGCAAUACCGUUCCUAUCAACAAGGGACUCCUUCACGAGCAUCUCAUGCUGGUGGUAAUAGAAGAGGUAUAGGUAUGUAUGAUCUUACUAUAUGUUUUGCGCGCUGCCAUCUCACAUGCAUUAGUUUCUUUCUUAACAACUUAUACUUUGCGAUUAAUCUACCAUUCUUUCACUCGGCCAUUCAUACGGCCAGAACUUUGCUAUGCAUUGCUUAAAACUUGCACAGUCAUACAUUUGUAUUCUUGGACUCAACUAAUGCGCAAUUGUAGCACCUGCGGCCGCUGCACAAACUAGAGAACAAAUGUCGCAACAGCAAUAUCAACAGCAGCAACAGCAGCUUCUAAAGCAAAAAGAAGCGGCAAAGAAACGAGCGAGCGAACCUACAGAUAAAAAUAUACCAGAUGGUGUAGAGGAUGUGAUUAUUGGAGAUGGUGUGCAGAGAUAUAGAGAGCUGAGGGAUAUUGAGAGGAGGUUAGAUGCGACAAUGACGAGAAAGAGAUUGGACAUUCGGGAAAAUGUGGACAGGAAUGUUAAGGUUUGUUAUCGAAGGUAUGGAAAAUCCGAGCAACGCUGAUUGUCUAUAGAGACAUCGAACUUUGAGAAUUUGGAUCAGUAAUACGGUCGAAGAUCAGCCUUGGCAAUCGGAUAAUACUCUGGAUGUGGAUGCUUUUGAUUUUAGCACGAAUAUGGACUCUUCGUUCCGGGUCAAGAUCGAGGGAAGAUUACUGGAUGACGAUGAGGAUGAUAGUGAUGAAAGUGACGACGAAGAUGCAACUGAGGAAGAUGGAGCCGAUUCUAUGGAUGUGGAUAAGAAGAAGAAGACCAAGGGUCCGGGAAGACUUUACAAAUUGUCACAUUUCUUUAAAUCUAUGACAGUUGACUUCGACCGAAAUCAACGAACAAAAGAUGGAGCAGAUCAGAGCGUCGAGUGGAAGAAACCUAGCGUUGCGCCAAAUUCCAAUAGCCUGCCGGCAGCUGCAGACUUUGACCAAUUGGAAUUCAAGAGGUCAGGCGAUGAAAAUUGCAAUAUUGUCAUUAACCUGGUUCGCGAUGAGACACCCGAGAGAUUUCAAUUAAGUCCUGUUCUCGCAGCUAUCUUAGAUACUAAUGUUGGUACUCGUGAGGAAGUCACAAUGGGUAUUUGGAGUUAUAUCAAAGCUAUGGGACUUGCAGACGAUGACGAGAAGAGAACUUUUGAGCUUGACGAGAGACUUAAGCCGGUAUGCUGAUUAUUUAGUCCCUCUAAUUGUACCGAACUAACACAACAUAGCUUUUCUCAGGUCGAGAAAAAGGAUAUUGGCCCCAACUUGGUGAUGCCAUCAUAUCUCACACAACAAUUCUUCAGCCAGUGCGACUUCACUACACCGUCCGUGUAGAUAAAGAAUUCCACGAAAAUCCUCAACCAACCAUCUACGAUGUCCAAGUAACUGUUGAGGACCCUCUGAAAGCCGCCCUCGAAGCCGCCACCAGAAACCCCGCUUACGCUGACAAUCUCCUUGAACUUUCAACUCUAGAUAAACAGCUGGCGGUCAUUGUCCGAGCAAUUGCCAAUUCCAAAUCAAAACAGUCAUUCUUUGAAGGUCUUUCCAAAAAUCCUACAGAGUUUAUUAGGAAAUGGGUUAGUUCCCAAAAGAGAGAUUUGGAGAUCAUUGCUGGGGAUGGAAUGAGAGGUGGUGGAGAAGAUGCUACGAGUGAUGAAUGGAGAAAGGGUGGUGCGGAUAGUGUUUGGGGAAGUAAUAAUGUGAAGGAACUUGCUGCUUUGAUGAUUAGUACGGGUAAAGUCAGGACAGUAUAGGUUAGGUUAGGAAGGUAAGGGAUCGAGAUAGAGGGUUCGGUUUUAACUAUGAUAUCAAGAUGAUUGGAGGGAGUUAGGAUUCAACGGAAUGAAAAGAUGUUCUGUUUGUGUGUAAUAAUUAUAAUACGCAUAAAGUUGGGAUCGGCAAAGAUAGUGGAUUAAAAUGAUAAAAGAGAAUAUAUAUCAGCA